GUAUCGCUUCAACCCGUAGAAUAUUAUAAUAAGUUGCCUUCGGAACCCAAUGUUGAACAAGUUAUAGUUUUAGAACCAUUGAUAGCUACAGGAGGAACUGCUGUUGCUGCAACCAGUAUUCUUAAAGAUUGGGGCAUUAAAUCAAAAAUUAAAUUUAUUACUGUAUGCGCAUCACGUCAGGAUUUUAUAAAAGAGUAUAUGUUCAAAAAUUAUAUUUUGAUUGACUAUUCAAUUGUCUUGUUGGAAUUUGUAGGCGAUGCUGGAGAUAGAUUAUAUGAUACUCCACAUGUGUGA
Racocetra fulgida is the source of this 294-nucleotide messenger RNA. The record is from the annotation of a GenBank genome assembly. Lineage: Eukaryota; Fungi; Glomeromycota; Glomeromycetes; Diversisporales; Gigasporaceae.